UUUAAAGACUGAUUAAUUAGACCGGAAGUCGGGCUAUAACAGCGGCUUUUAUUUUGAAUCCUCAACCGGAUAUUGAUUUUCUCAGUGCGGCAGCGAAAAGAACAGAAGAAGAAGAAGAAGCAGCAGCAGCCGGAGAGGCAGCAGGUCAGGCAGCAAAACCCAGCAGCCUCAGCAGCCUCAUGCUUCGUCCUGGGCGCUUCUCCUCCUGUAUUGUGACAAUAUUUAUUCGAUAUUUUUAUAUUUUAUAGCCUGAGGAGGGGGGAGGAAGAAGGGGGCCCGAGUCAUGGAGCUGUACUGCCUGGAGUCGGACACAGCCGUGAAAGCCCAGCCUGACCCAAACAUCCUCUAUGAUGACAGAGUGUUGCAAAGUUUAUUAACAAUUGAGGACAGGUUUUUACCACAGUGCUCGUAUUUCCAGCGGGUCCAGAAGGAUAUUCAGCCUUAUAUGAGACGAAUGGUUGCAGGUUGGAUGCACGAGGUGUGUGAAGAGGAGAAGAGUAAUGAAGACGUCUUCCCUUUAGCCAUUAAUUAUUUGGACAGAUUCUUAGCAGUGAUGCCCACAAGAAAGAGUUAUUUGCAGCUUCUGGGAGCUGUGUGCAUGUUCCUGGCCUCCAAGUUAAAGGACAGCAGGCUACUAUCGGCAGAAAAGCUUUGCAUGUACACAGACAACUCCAUCACGCCGCGGGAACUGCUGGAAUGGGAACUGGUCGUGCUGGGGAAGUUGAAGUGGAACAUGGCCUCGGUCAUCCCCAAUGAUUUUAUAGAGCACAUCAUACGUAGGCUGCCCCUUCCCAAAGACAAGCUGGCCAUGGUCCGCAAACACACGCUGACAUUCAUCGCCCUCUGUGCCACAGAUGACCGCCUCGCAAUGAACCCUCCUUCCAUGAUUGCCACUGGCAGCAUGGGAGCUGCUGUCUGCGGCCUGCAGCUGGACCACACUGACCAGAGGCUGAGUCGAGACAACCUGACAGACCUGCUGGCCAAGAUCACCAACACAGAGGUGGAUUGUUUGAGGGCAUGCCAGGAGCAGAUAGAGCGUGUGCUGGCCGCCAGCCUGCAGCAGGGCCAACAGUACCGGCAGGAGACCGGGGUCAGAGCGGGCAACAAGGCGAGGGAGCAGCAAGACCAGUCCAGCACCCCCACAGAUGUACGCGAUGUCAACUUAUGAACUCCCGUCGCCGCCUGAUACACACCAUUCACGCCUGUCUACCAAUGAACUAACAGGAGCGAGGGGCGCGUGAGCUGCCAGUUAUCUACGUCAAAGUCGCCCCCAUGAGCGAUGGUGUGACAAUCUAUGAACUUUAGAAGUUUUUCUCGUUUUUUUUUGCCCCAUUCAUACCCAAACCUUUUUGUAUGGGCCACAUGUAAUCAAACAAGGUAUUUAAAAACGGUAAAUUCUUGAAAACUUGAUAGUGCCUUUUAGGUUUUCCAGAGUGGAAACCUGAAUAUAUUUUCAUACUUGAAAAAAAAAAUAGUAUAAUUAUAUGAAAUAUUCUUUUUGAUACAACCUAGCAAAAAUAAAUAUGAUAAAUAAUGUAUAUUUAGCUAGUAUUUAGUUAUGUUACUCUUUUAUCAUCUUUAGCAAGCAGUUAUCAAUUCAUAGUUUGAGUAUUGAGUUUUCCUCAUGUGUGAUUCAUAUUCAUUUGUGCAGGAAAGCCUGUUUAGUCGUGUUAUGAUUGACAUGCUGAUAAUACAGUACAUGGCAUUUAAACCAAGCUGAUAUCCAGCCAGAGGAGCGCUACUGUAGCUAGCCGCUCUCUCUAUCUAGCAUACUGUGCACCUGCGACUAUUUAUGCUGAAAAGUGCUGGCCGGGAGUGGGCUGGGCCUGCUCACAGAGGAGGGACGUGAAGAGGGUUUGAGGUCUGGAGCAGUGGCUACUGUCUGAAAGGUUAAUACAGAGGACAAGGUCAGUUACUGAGGUCUUGAUUUCACUGUUAAAUCAACAGGCCGGUAUGUUAACAAGACAGUAUGUGCAUGUAUUUGAAUUCAGCGGGGCUACAUUACUAUUGUUCUUUGUUCUAGCUCCUACAUGUUAGAGAGCAUUUAAGAGUGUUUAGUAGUUGCAUGAGAUUUUUUUAUUUUUAUUUUUUAGCCGCAGUCAGGUAGUACGGAUGUAAUGUUACUAGAGAAAGAUGAUUCAGCAUGUUUUGUUUUGUUUUUUUUAGAGGAAAUGGAUGUAAGUUGAAGGGUUUUUGUGAAGUUUUUUUCAAGAAAAGGAAAGCAUGUGCAAAGUGGAGGAAAAUGCUAGAAGUCUGGAUGGAUGAAUGAUAGCGAAACGGCGGGGAUGUUAAUUUUAGCUAUAUGAUGUUUCUGCAGUUGCACGUUACUUGAGCGACACAGGAGGAGGAGGAGGAGGAGGAGGAGGAGGAGUAAAGAAUCCCCGGUUUUCUCCUCUUGACUUGAGAUGAUAUCCGGGGGUUCAGUUUGGCUUUGCUGCAGUUUCUCCUGUUAUCAAUUUUUACCAUUUUUUUGACUUUUUCGGAGAGAGAGAGGGAGGAUAGGAACAAUAUUGAUGCACUUUUAAAACACACUCCUUAAAAAUGGUAAGGGGAUAGUGGUUGAGGAGAGUUCAGUGGGUUAUUAGGGUCUUUUUUUUCCGUUUUUUUUUUUUUUGUUUUGUUUCAGUUCUAGUUUUUUCUUUUAAGUUAUUUGAUGUUUUUUGGGCUGGAUUCCCAUGGGGUAACGCACAUUGUCUUGAAAGCUACGCCCCGACAGGUGCGUAGAAUAUUCCGUGUUUAUAGUAUAAUAGUAUAUAAACUAAGAAAAGCCAAGUCACAUGUAGACUUAGAAUUUUUUGAUUCAGUUUAUUUAACCUUAUUUGAAUUUUUUUGGUUCAUUCAUAGCCAAACCUUCCAAUAGUUCUGUCAAAGAGUUUUAAUAUUCUGAAUUGUGUUCAUGUUUUACUUUUUUUUUCUUCUUUUUUUUGUUGUUUUUGCUCUCUAAACUGAAGUUUUAAAACUGCCAUUUUGUGAGUUUUUUUUUUCUCCAUUAUAGACGUGGGUAGGGGUUUACAUGUUGUGAAAGUUAGACUGUAUAUAAUAAAUUUUUUUUCCCCCAUGAGCAGAAAUGCGAGAAAUCCUCAUCACAUUUUAGAACAGAAGUCGUUUCUAAAAUUGUAUCCGUGCAUGUUCUGUUGUGCAAAAGCCAAAAUGUUUGUUUUUCCAAAAAAAAAAGAAAAAAAAAAGUGCUUUAAACAGAAAAAAUGUUGACGCUUUUAAAAGAUUUGUGUAUAAAUUUAAAGAGAUAAUUCCAAAGUGAGAACAAUAGAUUAUACACAUCAUUCUCUUGCUGCUAUGAAGCUUUUCUUUUCUAGUCUUACACAAAGAUGCCUUAUUGUGAUUCACUUGUGUGCUGCUAUAUUAUGAAUUUUGUAUAUGUUCUUUGCUUUUCUUGUUAUAUGUGUACUGGAGGGAACGUAACAGUUUGGUGCGGGACUGGAAGUACUCGUGUUUGCCGAUCUUUUGAUUAGCAUGUUUUUAUUCUUGUUUCAUUUGUAUCUUUAUAUACUAUCAUAUUCUUGCUGCUUCUUUGUAAUGUUUGUGUACCUCAGGUUAAUUGGACGGAUAGAGCGAGAGCCCAUCUCGCAUUACCUCAUCACACUUCACAUCACACACGUCGUUUUUUUUCACUCUGAAUUUGUUGGACGGGUUUCACUUUUUUUUUUUCUUUCUUUUUUUUUUCCCCCCUGGAUGAGAGAGAGGACGGUGCUUCCUCUUUAAAUCCAGAAACGUUUGCCACCAGAUCCCACUGAGCUGUUUCAAGUGACCAUAAUUUAAAAUAGGUUAUUUCACUUAUCUGGUGCUAAGUCAGAAAAAAACAGCCUAUACUGUAUGUUAUACAUGUAUUUGAAAGACAAAAAACAAGUUACUUUUUCUUACUUGGAGUUUCAUUGGCAUGUUAAAAUCAGUUCAUUGGAAUAAAGUGGGUUUUUUUUUCUUUUUUUUUUUUUGAGGUACCCAUUUAGGUGAAGUGUAAACCACCAGAAUGUUUGUCAUUGUUCACGGUGUGGUUGUUAUUCCAAACCUCUCUCCCACUAUCCCCAUGUGCAACCACACAGUGUACCUCAACAAUUUCUCCUCAAUAAAUUGGCUAAAAUCA
This is a messenger RNA of Thunnus maccoyii (southern bluefin tuna), 4099 nucleotides long. RefSeq names its product cyclin D2, b (gene ccnd2b). Bases 284 to 1168 code for a protein of 294 amino acids. Gene Ontology annotation, biological process: mitotic cell cycle phase transition; positive regulation of G1/S transition of mitotic cell cycle; regulation of cyclin-dependent protein serine/threonine kinase activity. Gene Ontology annotation, molecular function: cyclin-dependent protein serine/threonine kinase regulator activity. Gene Ontology annotation, cellular component: cytoplasm; nucleus; cyclin-dependent protein kinase holoenzyme complex. The transcript is spliced from 5 exons. NCBI's taxonomy places the organism in Eukaryota, Metazoa, Chordata, Actinopteri, Scombriformes, Scombridae. The record is from RefSeq and is a predicted model, not a curated record.